Lobosporangium transversale is the source of this 788-nucleotide messenger RNA. RefSeq lists its product as hypothetical. The coding region runs from base 73 to 708 and encodes 211 amino acids. The record is from RefSeq and is a predicted model, not a curated record. The transcript has 3 exons. NCBI's taxonomy places the organism in Eukaryota, Fungi, Mortierellomycota, Mortierellomycetes, Mortierellales, Mortierellaceae.
CGGAUCCACUUUUUUUGUAUUCCGGUUGACAUUCCGUUUAUUCGCGUAACAUGGGAAUAACAUUCAAUUAUCAUGAGUCCUUCGACUUCCCCUCAGGCUGAUAUCAUUUCGCUACCAACAUUAUCUUCAGUUCCGGUGUCUGCAUCUGAGAGUACAAGGGUUACAGCGUCAUCUUUUGUUACACAUACCCAUAUCGCCACUAUUACUUCUAGAUCAGCUUCUCCUUCAUCAAAUCCUAGCUCAUCACCAGUAAAAAUCUCUCCUCGCUCUAAAUCACCUCUGACCGGACAGAACGACCGUGAGCCCUGUGGCCACAGUGACCAGGCAAUAAAUAGUGAGGAUGAGCAGCUGAACCAGAUUCUUUCAUUACCGCAGCAGGAACAGCACCGACAGCGCACUCAUGGACGGAGUAGAGAGUCCUCCCCACUCCAGGCGCGGACAGCAUCACCUUCUGAGGAAUCGACAGGUGCUACGAUAGCAGCAGCAGCGGCGGCGGCAGCAGCAUCAUACACAUCACAAGAACUUGCGAUUGCAUACUCCAUGAUCACUUCAACUCGACAAAAGCAGAAGCGUGAACAGACACACAAGACACAACAAUUAACACAAACGCAAGACAUGAGGCCACGGCUAAGACAAACAUCCAUCACUAGACCAUGGUCAACAGCACCAUCAUCACCAGGAACAUCAACAAAACCCCCCUUAUCUUGACAAGGACUAUUCUAACCAGCAUCACCAGAAGCGCUCGGAAUUAAUCUCUUCUUCCGCCUCGGCUCCAGCUCAAACCUCGU